AUGGCGUCUCGCAAUCGCUCGAGGUCUCCAUCGACCGUUUCUGAGGGUGAGAUUAUUGAAUCAGGCUCAGAGAUGAAGGCAACUGCGUCAAAACCUCCUCUUAAUGGCACCAGCGUUGACCGUCCCCCCAGAGAUAGUUCUUCCUCGGCACGGAGAUCUCCCGGAUCGCUGAGAGGCAGCAGAUCGCCACGACGACGCAGAUCGUGGACGAGAUCCAGAUCCCGCUCACGUUCGCCCUACCAUGACAGUCGAGGCUCGAAGCGCAGACACGAUGACGACUACGACGGACCUCAUGAUCGGCGCCCUCGACAAGAGCCCCCGUCCCGCCGGUACGGGUCGCGACACGAUGACCGGUCAUAUGAUCGCAACGCCCCCCCUCGCCGGCUGAAGUCAUACCAUGAUUACGAUCGCGAGGAGAGCUAUGGUGGUAGCCUUCAGUAUACAGAUGACUACGAUCGUCGCAGGGAAAAGCGACCACGCACCCGUAGUCGAUCCCCUUAUCGUGAAGUCAGAAAACCUAAGCAGUACGACGACUCGACACCGCAUGUGGGUGGCGCAAGAGCCGUUGGAGACACCAAGCGGUGGUCGAAUGCGGACCAGGCUGUGAGCGCAAGAGGAAAGACCCCAACAGGCACUCGGAAACCAGUGGUUGGUGCUGAAACACACGAGAAUCAGAUGCAGCAAGCCCCCCCGAAACGGGCGCACUUUGCCGAUGAUGUGGAUACCCGAAUGGCAGAAUCGACAGAAGACUCGCAGCCAGCCGAGCCCAUGGACGAGGCGGCUGCCGUGGAGGCUCGUCGUAGACGGCGUGAAGCGAUCAAAGCCAAGUACCGCAGUCAAGCGAGUCCAAUGCAUCUCAAGGCUCUGCAGGUUCCCGGCGGCGAGACGGAUUCAUCGACAACCGGGACGGAGCCGACGGACACAAGCACACAGGGGAGUCCCAGCUCUCCUCAACUUUCCCCUGCACCAAACACUCCUAGUGAGCAGAUUGGAGACGCUCUCUCCGAUUUCACCAUUAGCAAAGAUGCGGAUUUAGUCAACUCCUCUGCACCUACCGAUGGGGCCGAGAAGGAUGAGCCUUCUGCUGCGGACUAUGACCCCAUGCUAGAUACUAAGCAGGAACGUGAAAAAGCCGGCGCGGCCAAUUUGACAAAUGGGGAGGUGUCAUCCACUGCUUAUGAUGAGACACAGGCCACGAGGCAGGACAUUCUCUUGCCAGACACUGCACCUCAACAAGCUCCCGCCACCGCCACAGCUAAAGAUCCGUACGAUAUGUUUGCCGAAGAUGACGAUGACAUGUUUGCCGAGGAACCCGCUCAUGGACAGCCUGCUCACGCAUCGGCUACUGCCGUGCCCCAGCCACAGGAGUUGGACAUCAGCAUGAUGGACAAUUGGGACGACCCUGAAGGCUACUACAAGGUACGACUCGGCGAGUUGAUCAACGGAAGGUAUCAUGUCACGCAAAAUCUGGGGAGAGGAAUGUUCUCCUCCGUGGUGCGAGCUACCGAUUCGGUAACGGAGACUGUAGUUGCUAUCAAAAUCAUCCGUCAAAACGAUACGAUGCGCAAGGCAGGUAUGAAGGAGAUUGGAAUCCUGGAGCAACUGCACGAGGCCGACCCCGAGGACAAGAAGCACGUCAUCAAGUUCAUCCGCUACUUUGACCACAAGGGCCACCUCUGCAUGGUCUUUGAGAAUCUCAGCAUGAACCUGCGUGAGGUGCUGAAGAAGUUUGGACGGGAUGUGGGCUUGAACUUGAGAGCCAUCCGGGCCUAUGCGCAGCAAAUCUUCCUUGGGUUGAGCCUUCUCCGCAGUCGCAACAUCUUGAAGGUUUGCGAUUUGGGCUCUGCCUCUCCAGCCUCGGACAACGAGAUUACCCCUUACCUUGUCAGUCGUUUCUAUCGGGCCCCGGAGAUUAUCUUGGGCAUUCCUUACGACUUUGCCAUUGACGUCUGGUCCAUUGGUUGUACUCUGUUUGAACUUUACACGGGCAAAAUUCUCUUUACGGGUCGCAACAACAACCAGAUGCUCAAGUCGAUUAUGGAGUGUCGUGGCAAAUACCCCCCCAAGUUGCUGCGACGGGGCUCCCUCGCUCACAUGCACUUUGACGAGAUGCUCAAUUUCCACAGCGCGGAAGAAGACAAAUUGACCGGCCGUCCUGUGACUCGCAUCGUGGACUUUAAGAAGCCCACCCGUGAUCUGAAAAGCCGGCUGAUGGGCAAAGGCACGCGGGGAAUGUCGGAUGCGGAUGCAAAAGAUUUGACGCUUUUUGUCGACUUUUUGGAUAAGUGUCUGACCUUGAACCCGGAGAAACGCUGCACCCCCGCCGAGGCGCUCAAGCAUCCCUUUUUGAAUCGGAAAUAG
Molecule: messenger RNA, 2361 nt
Organism: Penicillium oxalicum
Lineage: Eukaryota; Fungi; Ascomycota; Eurotiomycetes; Eurotiales; Aspergillaceae
Product: putative serine/threonine protein kinase (Prp4)
Exons: 4
Coding region: 1-2361 (786 amino acids)
Biological process (GO): mRNA cis splicing, via spliceosome; peptidyl-serine phosphorylation; peptidyl-threonine phosphorylation
Molecular function (GO): ATP binding; protein serine/threonine kinase activity
Source: RefSeq, a predicted model, not a curated record